AUGCGCACCAUAAUUAUGCUGUAUGUAGCACUACUUAUCAUCUUCGCAACGCUCGACUUUUCUGUUCAUUCCUUUCCAUUUUCACAAACUCGACUGACUACUGGCAUACCAGCCAAGUUCUUGCAUAUCACGGACAUUCACAUAGAUCCAUACUACCGUCCGUACACCUCUCCUGCUUUUUCUUGUCAUCGCCGCUCUCUUAAUUCACCAAACACAGCCCUUCCGUAUGGGACUGUUGGCACGCCUUGUGAUACACCAUUUAUUACAGCGAACGCGACAUUCAAUUUCCUUCACGAACAAUCGCUUGUACAGUUCGUUGUUUAUACCGGAGACAGCGUACGACAUGAUAGGGAUAAGCUGAUGGAAAGAACGAAAGCAGAAGUAGAAGAAGGAAACAAGAUGGUAGUGCAAUGGUUUGUGGAUGAAUUUGUUAAAAAUGGUAUCGCAGUGAUUCCAACAAUAGGUAACAACGACGUAUACGAACACGACUUUCUCCCACCUGGUCCAACACCAUUCUUAAAUACUCUCUUUCACAUCUGGAAACCACUCAAUCUCAACCUGACAUCUUCUUUCCUUCGUGGAGGCUACUUUCGUCACGAUAUUCCCGACAGUCCCCUGACUUUUAUUUCUAUGAAUUCAAUGUAUUUAUAUAAUGUUAAUGGCUUAGUCGGUGAUUGCACUGAAGGAACUAUAGGAUGGGAGAUGCUGAGAUGGAUGACUGGAGAAAUGAGAGAUCUGAAAGGAAAAGAGAGGAGAGUUGCAAUAUUGCAGCAUGUGCCACCAUUUGAUGCUAAAGGGAGGAUCGCCUACUUCCCUAAAUGCUAUGAGAUGUACGUUGAUAUUCUUGGACGCUAUUCUGAUAUAAUUAUUGGACACUUUGCAGGACAUACGAACGAUGACACAAUAGCAUUUGUAACUGAAUCGAGCGAAGGAUACAAAAUGUAUCCUGUAGUGAAGGAAGAAAAACCUGCAAAUAAUUCGAACAAGAAUGUAGUAUUGGUGUUAAAUAAUGCGCCUUCAGUUAUUCCUGCCAAUAAUCCAGGAUUACGUAUCUAUCACUAUGCAACCUCUCCUCAUAACUAUGGUCAUCUCCUCGAUUACGUCCAAUAUUAUGUGAACAUGACGCAAGCCCAUCUGGUUGACAGUUUCGAAUACGAGAUCGAAUACACCGCACGCGAUGCAUAUGGUUUGGAAUCAUUAGAGCCAAAAGAAUGGAUGAAACUACUGCGCGAGUUUGAACAGGAUGACAGUGAGGCUUGGAAGAAGUACUGUUUAUAUCAGACUGUGAGUGAGACUGACGGCUAA
This is a messenger RNA of Paraglomus occultum, 1305 nucleotides long. The record is from the annotation of a GenBank genome assembly. NCBI's taxonomy places the organism in Eukaryota, Fungi, Glomeromycota, Glomeromycetes, Paraglomerales, Paraglomeraceae.